AUGUCUAAUGAAUAUUCUAGACCAUCUCAGUGCAAAAGAACCAAGAUUCAAGCGGUUUUCCAGAUCGCUCGCCAUGGGCCAAAAAUUUCGCUUCGUUUUUCCCCAAAGAAACUUCUUCAAAUCCAACAAUUCGCUCAAAAUCACCGGCCAGUACUCGAACCAACCAUUUCUGCUAACUGUCAGUAUACUAGCCACUAUCAGCGCGAGUUGGUCUAUACCUUCAAUAUAAAUUCCGGUCUAGGCCCUAUCAUUGCGUAUCAAAUUCUCUACGGCAUAGGCACCGAAAUCUCAGUUCAGAUCCCUAUUGUUGUGGCGGGAGCAUUGAGUUCCACAGAAGAUCGGCUUGUUCCCACGGCGACUGUUCUGUGUAUUAACCGUGAAGAUAUCAUCGCUGUCAGGUCAAGUGGGCUUGAAUAUGGCAUCUCGGUCCCAGCGCUCCUAUCUUGA
This is a messenger RNA of Penicillium crustosum, 447 nucleotides long. RefSeq lists its product as uncharacterized. The record is from RefSeq and is a predicted model, not a curated record. NCBI's taxonomy places the organism in Eukaryota, Fungi, Ascomycota, Eurotiomycetes, Eurotiales, Aspergillaceae. The coding region runs from base 1 to 447 and encodes 148 amino acids. The transcript is spliced from 2 exons.